AUGUCUUCAUUUCCAGGAACCGGAAGCGCCGCUCGUCCGUUGAUCGUGCCGCGCCGGCCCAGAUCUUUCACACAAGUCAGCCAUCGGAUUUCUUUGAACGAAAGCGUAGUUCAAGAAAGUCCAAUCGAAGAACAACUUCCAUCCGACUCGUCCCCAGGGUCGGAACCUGAAACCGACAUUGCCUCGCAAGAAACACCAUCAACCCUGGAGACUAAACAACGCAAGGGUCUCCAAAAACUACACAUCGAGUACAGAAAACGGAUGAAUGAAGUCAAAGCCAUGCACUUUCGGCGUCGAAACGAAAGUCGACGGGCGUAUGACAACAAAAGGACGAUUGCCAUUGACGAUUUCAACAAGGCUGGGUGCUGGGGGAUCUUCCGAUUUUCUCCCCGGCGCAAACUUGACGCGAUUGACCGGGACCAAGACAAUGCCGAUAAUUACUUUGCCAAGUCUGAAAGAAUCGAGCGUAGAGCGGUCGAGAGAAGAUUUGAAGAUCGUGAGGAGCUUUACAUACACUGUUAUAGGAGAAUGUGGAAGAAGAUGUAUCCUUCGAUACCAUUCUGGUACGAUAGACCAAACCCAGAUGCACUAGACAUACCAGUCAUGACGUAUUAUCAGCCAAUUGAUUAG
Molecule: messenger RNA, 630 nt
Organism: Colletotrichum paranaense
Lineage: Eukaryota; Fungi; Ascomycota; Sordariomycetes; Glomerellales; Glomerellaceae
Exons: 1
Coding region: 1-630 (209 amino acids)
Source: RefSeq, a predicted model, not a curated record